This is a messenger RNA of Cynocephalus volans (Philippine flying lemur), 2151 nucleotides long. It is a transcript of the gene IL1RAPL1, whose product is annotated as interleukin 1 receptor accessory protein like 1. Gene Ontology annotation, biological process: negative regulation of exocytosis; signal transduction. Lineage: Eukaryota; Metazoa; Chordata; Mammalia; Dermoptera; Cynocephalidae. The record is from RefSeq and is a predicted model, not a curated record. The transcript has 10 exons. The coding region runs from base 1 to 2151 and encodes 716 amino acids. Gene Ontology annotation, molecular function: interleukin-1 receptor activity.
AUGUGCUGGCUUUCAGCAGUCAUUAACAAAAAUGAUGGCAAUGACUCGGACAUUAAUAAUGUCCACCAAGCUUCCAGCACAUUUACUCUAGAUAGUACCUCAAUACAGCCUUUAAUGAGAAUCUUAGACUCUAAUUUGGUAACUGAUGGGUGCACUGAUUGGUCCAUCGAUAUCAAGAAAUACCAAGUUUUGGUGGGAGAGCCGGUUCGAAUCAAAUGUGCACUUUUUUAUGGUUAUAUUAGAGCAAAUUACUCCCUUGCCCAAAGUGCUGGACUCAGUUUGAUGUGGUACAAAAGCUCUGGUCCUGGAGACUUUGAAGAGCCGAUAGCCUUUGAUGGAAGUAGAAUGAGCAAAGAAGAAGACUCCAUUUGGUUCCGGCCAACGUUGCUACAGGACAGUGGUCUCUAUGCAUGUGUGAUCAGAAACUCCACUUACUGUAUGAAAGUAUCCAUCUCACUGACAGUGGGUGAAAAUGACACUGGACUCUGUUACAAUUCCAAGAUGAAGUACUUUGAAAAAGCUGAACUUAGCAAAAGCAAGGAAAUUUCGUGCCGUGACAUAGAGGAUUUUUUACUACCAACCAGAGAACCUGAAAUCCUUUGGUAUAAGGAAUGUAGGACAAAAUCAUGGAGGCCAAGUAUUGUAUUCAAAAGAGAUACCCUGCUUAUAAGAGAAGUCAGAGAAGAUGACAUCGGGAAUUAUACCUGUGAACUAAAAUAUGGAGGCUUUGUUGUAAGAAGAACUACUGAAUUAACUGUUACAGCCCCUCUGACUGAUAAGCCACCCAAGCUUUUGUAUCCUGUGGAAAGUAAACUGACAAUUCAGGAGACUCAGCUGGGUGACUCAGCUAAUCUAACCUGCAGAGCUUUCUUUGGGUACAGCGGAGAUGUCAGUCCUUUAAUUUACUGGAUGAAAGGAGAGAAGUUUAUUGAAGAUCUGGAUGAAAAUCGAGUUUGGGAAAGUGACAUUAGAAUUCUUAAAGAGCAUCUUGGGGAACAAGAAGUUUCCAUCUCAUUAAUUGUGGACUCUGUGGAAGAAGGUGACUUGGGAAAUUACUCCUGUUAUGUUGAAAAUGGAAAUGGACGUCGACAUGCCAGCGUUCUACUUCAUAAACGGGAGCUAAUGUACACAGUCGAACUUGCUGGAGGGCUUGGUGCUAUCCUCUUGCUGCUUGUUUGUUUGGUGACCAUCUACAAGUGUUACAAGAUAGAAAUCAUGCUCUUCUACAGGAAUCAUUUUGGAGCUGAGGAGCUGGAUGGAGACAAUAAAGAUUACGAUGCAUAUUUAUCAUACACCAAAGUGGAUCCGGACCAGUGGAAUCAAGAGACUGGGGAAGAAGAACGUUUUGCCCUUGAAAUCCUACCUGAUAUGCUUGAAAAGCAUUAUGGAUAUAAGUUGUUUAUACCAGAUAGAGAUUUAAUCCCAACUGGAACAUACAUUGAAGAUGUGGCAAGAUGUGUAGAUCAAAGCAAGAGGCUGAUUAUAGUCAUGACCCCAAACUAUGUCGUUAGAAGAGGCUGGAGCAUCUUUGAACUGGAGACCAGACUUCGAAACAUGCUUGUGACUGGAGAAAUUAAAGUGAUACUAAUCGAAUGCAGUGAACUACGAGGCAUUAUGAACUACCAGGAAGUGGAGGCCCUCAAACACACCAUCAAGCUCCUGACGGUUAUUAAAUGGCAUGGACCAAAAUGCAACAAGUUGAACUCUAAGUUCUGGAAACGUUUACAGUAUGAAAUGCCUUUUAAGAGGAUAGAACCCAUUACACACGAGCAGGCUUUAGAUGUCAGCGAGCAGGGGCCUUUUGGGGAGCUGCAGACUGUCUCGGCCAUUUCCAUGGCUGCGGCCACCUCCACAGCUCUAGCCACUGCCCAUCCAGAUCUCCGUUCUACCUUUCACAAUACGUACCAUUCACAAAUGCGUCAGAAACACUACUACCGAAGCUAUGAGUACGACGUACCUCCUACUGGCACUCUGCCUCUUACCUCCAUAGGAAAUCAGCAUACCUACUGUAACAUCCCUAUGACACUCAUCAACGGGCAGCGGCCACAGACAAAAUCAAGCAGGGAGCAGAAUCCAGAAGAGGCCCACACAAACAGUGCCAUCCUGCCACUGUUGCCAAGGGAGACCAGUAUAUCCAGUGUGAUUUGGUGA